Messenger RNA from Geodia barretti, 1369 nucleotides. NCBI's taxonomy places the organism in Eukaryota, Metazoa, Porifera, Demospongiae, Tetractinellida, Geodiidae. The record is from the annotation of a GenBank genome assembly.
AUGGCACUGUCGUGGGGAGGAAAGGCAUGCGAUGCAACCUUCGGUGACUGACCGAGGCUGUACCUUCAUGGUUCGAAGGUCAACUUCAAAGUAAGCUAGGAUUGCUCGUGCAGAUACUGCUGUAUGCCAGCUGCCUGAUGGACCAAGACUUGAAGGCAUAGUUAUGACGCUGCAUCUAUACCACUGUUUCAGCAACCGUCCCGAUGGGCUCACCGUGUCACCCUCCAUCAUCAACCGCCGAACCAGUACUAUUAGCAGUGAACGGAACAUUUCUGUACUUGUCCCUGCCACCGACUGCUCUAGGAGGAACUGCACACCUUCCGUCCACGCUGCAUCUCCUUCGCUCGUUGGCGCCACCCGCAGCACAACUGGUGCGUUUCUCCCGUCGAUCCCUGCAGCACAAGCUGGCUUCGACGGAGACCGCGGGGAGUGCAAGUGGGUGAAUCUCACAGUACCCGGCCCGCACUACUUCCUGACAGUCGUAUUCAUAGUGAGGAUCUACGAGAAAGACCUCUCCGAGAUGACGACUGCAGAGGUGAAGCAGUGGCUCCUGUACCUCCGCUACGCCGGAGUUGAGCACGCGUACCUGUACGACCUGUGGUAUCUACCUGGAGAGUCCCAGAGAGAGUCGCUGGACGUAUUCAUCAGAGAAGGUUACCUCACCUACCUGGACAGACAUGAACUGAAUCCUUACCUCCGCCAUAAGUCUCAACUGCCGUCCUACCAGCACUGCAUCGAUACCUUUGGGAAGGACAGCACAUGGCAGGCAGCAAUCGACAUAGAUGAGUAUCCUUUCUCACCAGAAGACACGGAGCCUGGGUUCAUGUAUCGCUACGUCAAGAAGUUUAGUGAACAAAAUAGUGACGUGUCGGAAAUCACAAUGGAAAAUUUCCUCUUCCUUGGAGAGAAAAACAAACCAAGAGAGCUCCUAAUUGAGAGACUAUGGCGACAUACACAUGGGCCCUCUAAUAAUCUAGUGAAGCCAAUCUAUAAGCCAGCGGACAUCAGGAAGGCACAGGUACACCAUAACGUGAGACGCAGAGGGCUGUCUGGGAUGGCUCUGAGCAAUGGACUGAGGAUCAAUCACUACUGGGGAGCCAGGCUCCAGGACUGGGGGCCAGACACCCAAGAAAUCUUCACCGAGACUGAAGAGGAUAGGGGAAUGGAACCUAUUGUAACCGCCUUUAAAACAUGUGACAAGUAUGUUCAUCGAUAUCUCUAGGGUGCCUUAGAGUCAUCAAACCAAUGCCACUACUAUGGCUAUUGUUUAAACCAACAUAGCUCCCGAUCAUCUCGAAAAAAUGCAUGCAUGUGUGACGUGCGCAUACAUUAUACACUAUGUGAAGGGAAUGUAUUCCCAAACUACCAU